UUCUCUGGAGUAGUUGUUUGAAAAUGGUUCUUUUUGUUUUGACCAGCUACACAGGAUGUGAUAUUGCUCAGUCGAACACUAGAUUAUCGGAGCAGAUGGCUCACAGGUUUACAACUGAUGGAUCAUUUGGCCUCACGACUUUUUGUCAGGAAGUUACAGUAAGAAGCAGAUGGCUGAGGUGACACCCCCCACUCUCUGUGUGUCUGGGGGCAUCUGGUGGCAUCUUGUGUUGAUGCUGAUCCGUUUAUCUCCUCGGCCUCUCAGCUGCUCACAACACAGGACGAUUAGAGCCUCCCUGCAGGAGCAUCACAGCGGCGACGAGAGUGUGCGCUUGAACCAAAGAUGCUAGAGGCGCUCAGGCUGCUGCUGGUACUUGGGCCGGUGCUGGCCCAGGUCCGUCACCCUUUGCCCGUGCUGUGGAUGAUGCCGGGCAGCUCGGGGUCCGGCAGGGAGAACCUGACGGCCGCGGUGGUCCCGGCGGUCAGGCUGGCUCUGCAGGACCUGCAGAAACAACCAGCACCACUGGGGAACUACGAGAUCCAGCUCCAGCUGCUGAACUCACAGUGUGAUCCUGCCACAGCUCUCAAAUCUCUGUUUGAUGCAAUGUGGGUGGGGCCAAAGUACCUGCUGCUGUUUGGAGGUGCGUGUCCACCUGUGGCGUCGCUCAUCGCUCGCGCUCUGCCCGCUCUUGGCCUCGUGCAGAUCUCCUUCGCUGCCUCAUCCAUGAGCCUGUCCAACAGGAAGUGGUACAGGAACCUGUUCAGCACAAUGCCAUUGGACCGAGCUUUGAACCAGGCUGUGGUGAAGCUCCUGCAGAGAUACAAGUGGGCCAGAGUUGGUGUCGUCACACAGGUUGGACCCAGACACUCAGAGAUGAAGAAGGAUCUGAUGAGACAGCUGCUGAUGGCGAACGUUCAGGUUGUUUCCACAGAAAGUCAGGACGACGCCUGCAGGAGCCUGGAGAAGCUGAAGGAAGAUGAUGUUCGGAUCAUCAUCGCACAGAUCGAAGAGGAUUCAGCCUCUGAGCUUUUCUGCUGUGCUCACAUGCUGAACCUGUUCGGACCUCAGUACCAGUGGAUCGUUGCUGGAGGAGCAGGUGGAUGGAGGCUGGGGCCUACAGCUUCUGGCUGCGCUGCCACCCAUGUGCUGACAGCUGCAGAGGGCUCCAUCCGACUCCAGAUCUUACCGUUGAGCAAGAUGAACGCAGCCGGAGUCUCUGGACAGACUCCUGAAGAAUAUCAGGACAUGUACCUCAGACAUGUGACACCGCAGGGGUCAGAGGUCAGCCCUCUCCACGCCUUUGCCUACGACGCCGUGUGGGUCGCUGCCAAAGCUCUGACUCAGGUGAUGGAGGUGGUGAAACACAGAGAGAAAUACAGAGUACUGAGGAACAUGAGCGUCAGCGACCAGGAGGUUCAGAGGUUGCUGCUGGCUGCAGUGAGGAACACACGGGUUCAAGGAGUCACAGGUCCAGUCGUCUUUCGAAACGGGGAGAGAAUGUCAUCAAUCGAGCUGAUUCAGAUUCAAGGCAGCAGCCAUGUGUUGGUGGGUGGCUUCAACACCAGCAACCAGCAGCUGCGACUGAUCAACCACCUGCUGAACUUUAAAGGACGUGGACCCGCCAGAGACCGGGCCCUGGUCCGAUUGCAGCACCGUCACGUCAGCCUCUUUGUCUACAUCACAGUUUCAUCAGCUGCAGCUGUUAUCAUCUUCAUCACUCUGCUCAUCAUCUGCCUCAGGGUUAUCAACCGUAAACACUGGCUGCUACGGUCCAGUAGUAGGUCCCAGGAUGGGCUGCUCCUGCUGGGUGUCCUCCUCUCCUCCUGCUCGGUCCUGAUCUCGGGUCUGGAUGGAGCCACAGUAUCCGACUGGAUGUUUGAGAUGUUCUGCUCUGUUCAUCUGUGGUCGCUGUCAGUGGGACACACCCUGAUCUUCACAGCCCUUUUCACCAAAACGUGGAGGAUUCAUUCAUUGGUCGGCGCCAAGCAGAAGGCCAGGUGUGUGCUGCUCUGGUUGCUCCUGUUGGAUGCAUUUGUUUUGACCUCCUGGCAAAUCCUGGACCCCCUCAGACGGGUGGUUGUGCAGCACAGCUCAGAGAGCGACUCUGUAGACCAGGACCUUCUGGUCCAGCCCUUCUCUGAACACUGCAGCAGCAGCGGCCUGGAGCUGUGGCUCAUGGCCGUCUACGGAUACAAAGGCCCCCUGCUGGGUCUCGGCUGCUUCCUGGCCUGGAACACCCGGUGUGCACAGGCGCCCCCUGCUGGCGAUGCCUUGUUUGCGCUGACGGGGUUCACUGUGGCUGGAGUGUCGGGCUCCCUGCUCACGGCGCCCAGUCGUUCUCUUCAGUUCUGCCUGAGCAGCGUCGCCAUCCUCUGCUGCAGCGCCUUCAUCCUGAGCUGGAUGUUUGGGCCAGUGAUGUUCUACUUGUGCUGGAACAAUGGCGAGCAACAGCAGCAGCCGUCGCCAUCAGAGCUCCACAGUGAUGAAGAGCAGGACCUGAAGAGUCGAAGUGCACAACUGGAUGUGGAGAUAGAAACCAUCACCAUGCAGCUGUCAGAGGUUGGUGCCGAGGACAGAAGCUCAGAGCAGAACCUGAGUCUGGACUGGGUCAACUCUUCAGAACACGUCGGGCGCCGUCUGUCUGUGCAGCUGCCCAUCCUCCACCACUCGUACCUGCCCGCGGUCGGUGGCGUCUGCUCCAGCAGCUCCAGUCUGUUUGUGGACCUGGACCAUGACAGUCCUGGCCCACAGUCACACCACUGCCACCGAGCAGAACUUUGACCGAGCAAACAUUUACUAAAGGAUGAAGGAAAAGGAUGACAUCUGAUAUUUAUUAGUCCUGUCGUCAUUGCUGUUCAGAUUAUUAACAUUUUCAAUAUCAAUAAAUAAAUAUAAAUAAAUAUUUUCCUGAAUAAGUUAACCUCGGAUCUUUCAGUUCUGUUGGAGUCUGGGUCUGG
Betta splendens (Siamese fighting fish) is the source of this 2957-nucleotide messenger RNA. Its product is annotated as gamma-aminobutyric acid type B receptor subunit 2-like. Gene Ontology annotation, molecular function: G protein-coupled GABA receptor activity. Gene Ontology annotation, biological process: G protein-coupled receptor signaling pathway; gamma-aminobutyric acid signaling pathway. The record is from RefSeq and is a predicted model, not a curated record. Bases 343 to 2781 code for a protein of 812 amino acids. Lineage: Eukaryota; Metazoa; Chordata; Actinopteri; Anabantiformes; Osphronemidae. The transcript is spliced from 18 exons. Gene Ontology annotation, cellular component: G protein-coupled receptor heterodimeric complex; membrane.